This is a messenger RNA of Zeugodacus cucurbitae (melon fly), 3632 nucleotides long. RefSeq names its product kelch-like protein 5. Lineage: Eukaryota; Metazoa; Arthropoda; Insecta; Diptera; Tephritidae. The transcript has 8 exons. The coding region runs from base 630 to 2339 and encodes 569 amino acids. Gene Ontology annotation, molecular function: protein binding. The record is from RefSeq and is a predicted model, not a curated record.
UUGUGUUCAGAGCAUGAGUAGCGUAACAGAUAAGUACAAAUUACAUUCACUUCGUGCGUUGUUAGAGUUAAUGUGUAUACAUAUGUUUGUAUACGCUAAGAGAGGGGCUCUCCGGAUGAAUAACGAGUAGUGUUUAGCUGCCACACACUUACACUUUUAUAUUUUGAAGAGUGAAAACACAGAUUGUACUCAACACCUAAGAGUUUAUUAAAUUCCUAACAAUUUUGAAGUAUACACAUGAUUCCGCGAAAGAGAUUUUUACUUUAACCGAACUCGAAAUGGUAAUUAUAAUUAUGGUUUAUCAAGCGGAGAUGCUACUUUCCUAGUAUCGACAUAUUCCUCCAUUUAUUUGCAGCGGUAAUAUGAUAAAUACAUAUAUAUAUGUACAUAUACGUAUGUCGUUUUGUCGCUUCUUAAGAGCUCGUUUUGCGGUCUUUGCUUGUUCGCGGUAGUGACAAUACGUAAGUAGGUAAACAAACGAUCACUUGGGUUCUUUUCUCAAUGCAGAGAAUUUUACUUAGUAGGUAUGGUAUCGAAAACUGCUUCUUCAGUAUAGCGUCAAUAGCGGUGCACAGAAGUUCAUAUUUCAGUCACUUCGUGAGUUGUUACGGAAAGUUCAAUAAUUUAAAAUGGCCACAAGUUCUAAGCAAACAACUGCUUCACAGCGUAAUUCGAGUGAGUUGAAACUACAUUUCAUGAAGAAAUUAAUGAAGAAAAUAUUUUGCUUCUACGAUGAACAGUCUUUAAUUGAUGUGACUUUUAAAGUUUCUAACCCAGAGGCUUUUGUACCCGCACAUCGUUUGAUACUCUCAGCAGCGAGUCCUUACUUCGAGAACCUCUUCAACGGCGAUCGAGGCAAUGCUCAUGUCAUCGAAAUAAAUGAUAUCGAUAGCGAUAUCUUUGAACGCUUAAUAACCUUUUGCUACACCGGAAAAGCGCUGUUUACCGUUGACAAUGUCGCUGCGAUGCUGAAGGCGGCAAUCGUAUUGCAAUUGGAAGAUGCCACGACCAUUUGCAUGGACUUCAUUAUGUCGCACAUCGAUGAAUGCACAUUACAGGGUGUAUAUGCGCUAGAACGCGAAACGCAAUGUGAACUUGUCAAGCGGAAAAUCCACGAAUACGAAAUACAGAAUUUCAUGGAGAUUAGCCAACGGGACGAGUUUCUCAAUUUUGAUGUUGAGAAAUUGCAAUGUCUUCUCGAAUCGGACAAUCUAAAUAUAACUUGUGAGGAAGAUGCAUAUGGUGCCAUAACUCGUUGGUUUAAUCACGAUGUUUCUGCGCGCCAAAAACACCUAUCUCGUCUAGUCGCUUGCCUGCGGCUCACGCAAUUCGAUGUGGACUUCCUCUUGACUCACAUUCAGUCAUUACUUGGUUGUGAGCUGUUGGCCUUCAUGGCGUCUACGUGGAUCAGUAAUCCCUCAGCACGAACUAAGAUAAAUAUGCGAUUUACUGAACCACGUGUAGGGAUCGGUGCUGGAAAUUCUGAUGAGAAAACUUUGCUAAUGGUUUACAAAGAGCAUAAUGCGUCGAAGGCAUGUGCACUUCAAUAUAAUAAAGCUGAGGACACAUGGCAAAAAUAUGCGACUCUAUAUAAUUAUAAUAUAAACUCUAGUGCGAUUUUAAAGGAUGACAAUUUGUUAUUUAUUGGUGGUGAUAGCUAUAAAUCACCAUCCAAAAGUUUUCUCAGUUGGAAUAUUCCAAAUAAAACAUGGCGAGAAUUGCCAGAAAUGAACCAAGCACGAAGGGAUCACAGUGUUGUCGAAUUAGAUGGAAAAAUCUACGCAAUUGGUGGUCGUGGUGAGAAUAAUACUCUUCUGCAGUCAGUUGAAAGGUAUACGGCAUCCAAUGGUUGGGAGUUCGUGGCACCUUUGAUUACAGUACGUUUCGAGGCCGGUGCAGUGUCUUUGAAUGGUAAAGUUUACAUAAUAGGCGGUUCGAAUAGAAAAACCUUAAAAUCCGUGGAAUGCUAUAACCCGGAUUCGAAUAGUUGGACUUAUUGUGCAGUUAUGAGAGAAACGUGCCGGAGCCUUAGUGUAGCUGCACAUAAUGGCCACAUUUAUGUUGUAGGCUAUUUUAAAGGUAGCCCAGCUGUUGAACGUUACGAUCCUCAGCGAGACACAUGGACUCAGAUUUGCUCUUUGAAAAAUGAUACUUGGUGUGAAUUCGCUUGCGCAUCUCUUGACAAUAAACUAUGGACUAUUGGUGGCAGCGUGGAGAAUGAGAAUGGGACAAGAGUUGCCGUUUAUAACGACGAAAAUGACCGUUGGGUACAGAAAAACCUGUUACCCAAAGGAGAAAUAUAUUUUUGUUUUGCUGCGUCAUUGUCUUUACUGACCUAAAAAUAAACCAACAAAAAUAAAAAUGUUGUUCUGUUUUAAUAAACUACUUAUAAGAAAUACACAAAAUCCAAAAAACUUUCUUUAGCACAAUAAAUCGUCCUGUUUAUCAAAUAAAUUAACAGCGACUCGUUUACAGCAGCAUGCAAGCUAACCAACCAUGAAACCGACCACAAGGCCACAAAUGAUAUGCGAAAAACUAAUAUCACUUUCGAAUAUUUAUUAUUUCUUUUAUAAAUAUAAUUUAUAAAGCAAUAAACACGAGCUGUGUGUAUGAAUUUAAUUAAAAUAAGAAAAAAGUCAAAAAGAAAAUAAAAAAAAAAUUGUAAAACUAAAAUCCUGACGCUCAAGUGCUUUACUGUGGGAGUGUAUUUACUACCUCAGUCAAAUAAUUAUAUGUGCAUGAACUUUUUGCAAAAAAAAUUAAAGAUUACAAAACUGCAAAAUAUUUCUGAGUAUGCAGGUUUGUUAUUAUUAAUGUAUACGAUAUAAAAAACAAAAAAUUAACAAAUUUCAAAAUAUUUUUUAAACUAUAAAACAAAAUUGAAGUUUAGGCUAAUGGUAAAUAUUUAUAUGUGCAUUUUACUAUUUUUACCAGUAAAGCCUAUACAUUUGAGUUUAACUGAAAGAAAUGUUUAUUUUAAUAGUCAGUAGAAUUAUCCUUAUAUUUUAAAACUAAAUUAAGCCGCUUAAUCAGAGAAUUAACUACUGACUGUAGAAUAGUUAGGUAAAUAUUGGCAAAUUCUUGCUUUAUGGCUAAUUUAAGGUGACGUACUGUCUCAAACUACUUUCCUUUUUGGAAAACAGGAGCAGAGAGGUUCCCCCAGAGAUCCUCAAUAGGAUUUAGGUUCGAACUCAAUGCUGCACAUUGUAAUACCGGAAUUUUCCGUUCGUUAAAGAUGUUCUUCGUGUGGAUUAAAGCGUUAUCCUUUCGAUAUGUCCAGUUAUAUGCCAUAAAUAUUGCCAGCAAAUUUUAUUAACUCGCUGUCCAAAAGAUCUACAUUGAUAUUAGCAUUCAUUUGAGUGAAUAUAAAACAUGUAGAUAGCUUUCCCCAGCAGCAAAAUGCAGCCCCUGAAAUCAAGGUACCGCUUCCAAAACAUCGCUUGUAGUAGGACCGUCGUUUCUGGUGCGAAUCUCUCGAAUAUUUCUUGCAAUGACCUGGGCCGACCUAAUUCAAUUUUUUUUCGUCACUAAAGACUGUAUUCUAUCACUCAUCGGCACAGAAUUGGUAUUUAUUUGCAAACCUCAAAUGUGCUUAUUGUGUCUUUCUUUAGCGUUGGUUUAGGUGCCAUGGA